Darwinula stevensoni is the source of this 197-nucleotide messenger RNA. NCBI's taxonomy places the organism in Eukaryota, Metazoa, Arthropoda, Ostracoda, Podocopida, Darwinulidae. The record is from the annotation of a GenBank genome assembly.
GCCUCAUCCUAAUUCCAGAAAAACAAGCUAAGCCGGUGAAAGAUUUCUUUGAUGGGUUUAAUGAAGUCAUACUAAAAUUGAUUGAUUUAAUUAUGCUUGCUGCUCCCUACGGUGUAUUUGCUUUACUGGCUGCAUUGGUUGUUGAAGCGCCAAGUGCAGACUUAUUUAAAGCCCUUGGCUGUGGUCUAUAUAUUCAC